Molecule: messenger RNA, 3754 nt
Organism: Lycium ferocissimum
Lineage: Eukaryota; Viridiplantae; Streptophyta; Magnoliopsida; Solanales; Solanaceae
Product: probable glycosyltransferase At5g03795
Exons: 4
Coding region: 1362-2945 (527 amino acids)
Molecular function (GO): glycosyltransferase activity
Source: RefSeq, a predicted model, not a curated record
GUUGAAAGCAAGUGUCCAAGAAUUUACCAACUGACAAAAAAUGGAAACAGUUACCGCCAAUUUCGCUUUUUCAUUUUCUCUUCCAAAUUUCCAUUUUCUUCUUCUAUUUUCCAUUUUCUUUCCUCAAUUUCUCCGACCUCGUAUGGCUGCCGCCCCUUUAUCUUCUCAUAAUAUAGGUAAUAUACAGUACACAAUCUGACCUCUUUCUGCUUUACUAAUUUUUUUUCUCUAUGGUGUAAUUGGCUUUGUAAUGAAAGAAGCUAUUUUUUUUCCUUUACAGCUUGUUUCGAUAGUUGUUACCUGUUGUAUUGUAUUGUGAUGUUAGUUUAAAUAUAAUGUUUGUUUUGAUUGUUACUUAAAUUCUAUGGCAUCAUAUCAUUAGAUCCAUCGUUACUUAAUGACAACGGGAAACGUUACAAUCUAUCCGAACGUUGUAUUCGUCAAUAUGAGAUAAUAUUGAUAUAGACAAUAUUGAUACAUUAUGAAACAAUACGUAAUAACCAUCCAACAAUUUUAAUGUGCAAGAGAUUCAUUUUCUGAAUUCAUACUUAUUUGGAUACAUUUCUCUUUAUUUUAUGUUGGGGAUGAUUAUGUAUAUUGUUAAUGUUAGCUGUGAGCUUUGUUACAUUGAAAAAAUUAAGGUUAGAGAUUGCUCUUUUACUGUAUCAGCAAUGGGAAUCUUUUAAUAAAAGUAGCUGUUAGAGUGAAAAGAUAAGAUUUUUCAUUCACCACACUCAAGACAUUCUCUGGUGGAUUCCUUGUCUGUUAAAAUAAAAUGGAUGGUGUAGAGUAGGUUUUUGACAAUUAUUGAUCCUAUUUAUCUUUCUCCCGCAUUUGGUAUGUGCCCACAAGCCACCUUUUUUCUUGAGAAGGAUUGUUUUUAUUUUUUUGACACAUUGGUUGGAAUGGUGGAAGGAAAAUGAUAAAUUUAUUUUCAUGUUUUGUUGAGAAACUGCGGGUAUGGCUCUGUAUUGGGAGUUCAACGAAAAUCGGGUUUUACAAACCUCUGCACAGACAAACUUCGAGAGGUGCCUUUUGAAAGAGUCCGAUGAGAGUAAAGUAGUUAACCAAACACAAGUAACACGUUCAGUUUGGGAUACGGACAGUUCAGUCGGAGGGUGCUCACCCAUCCACACUUGGAUGUACGACGUUUACUCUGUCUAUGAGUAUUGAUUUUUUUCAUCCUAUUUUUUUGACAGAUCUCCCACUUUGAGAUGAAGAACAUGUUGGAGGUAUGGGAUGGCUGUUUUAGGCUGCCAAAUGGAAUGAAAUUAGAUGCCUUUCAAUGUACCUAUCAUUUCAUUACCAAGGUUGGAUUUCUGUAGUAUAGGAAGGAAUACUAAUUUAAUUUGUCAAAUGAGAUGAGGAAAUUCUUGCGGCGAAUAAUUGUUGUUCUGUUGUUCAGAGUUAGCUGGAAGAAACUCUUUGUUAUAGGCACUAUAUUAACAGUGUUUAGGGUUGUAAUCCAAAUUUCUAGCCUCCCUAAUCCUUUAACUGAAUGGAUUAUCUCUCCACCCUUGGAUGUUUCAUCUUACCAACGCCUAAAUCAUGGAAAGAAUUCGAGGGAACUUUCAGUGACAUCAGAUAACCAGUUGAAAAUGAGUGAGCAUUUGCCCACAGUUGUUGCACUCAACUCUACAGCCAGAACGAACAGGUCAAUGCGAGUUAUGGAAAGACGAGAAAGACUUCUGAGGCGUAAGAGACGUAGGAAGCAUGCACGGCUAGUAGAAAAGAUUAUUUAUCCGCCUCCACCUGCUGUGCCUGAUCACUUGCAGAGAUUUAUAGCAUCUUUGGAACCAAAUGAGGCACUUGCAUAUGCUAAAAGUGAGAUUGAGAAAGCUCCUUUAGUCACCGAUGAUCCAGACUUGUAUGCUCCUCUAUUUAGGAAUAUUUCCAUCUUUAAGAGGAGUUACGAGUUGAUGGAACUUCUACUCAAAGUUUACAUUUACAAAGAAGGAGAACGACCUAUUUUCCACGAACCUCAUCUUAUGGGAAUUUAUUCAUCCGAAGGAUGGUUCAUGAAAUUGAUGGAGGACAACCGUUACUUUGUCACUGGGGACCCCGAAAAGGCUCACCUAUUCUAUCUGCCAUAUAGUUCACGUCAGUUGCAGAUGGCAGUUUAUGUGCCUAAGUCACAUAAUCUUAGGCCGUUGUCAAUAUUCCUGCGGGACUAUGUCAACAUGCUAGCUGCGAAGUAUCCCUUCUGGAACCGCACUCAUGGAACAGAUCACUUUCUAGUUGCUUGCCAUGAUUGGGGGCCUUACAUUUUAAAGGAUCAUGAGGAGCUAAUUAGAAACACUAUAAAAGCUCUCUGCAAUGCAGAUAUAUCUGAAGGAAUAUUUAAAGCAGGGAAGGAUGUUUCCCUUCCAGAGACCGCCAUAAGGAAUGUCGGUAAGCCUCUUUAUAAUGUUGGUGGAAAAAGAGUGUCACAACGCCCGAUCCUCGCCUUUUUUGCUGGAAAUAUGCACGGGCCAGUCCGUCCCAAACUUCUCAAGUACUGGAGUGACAGGGAUGAAGACAUGAGGAUUUACGGGCCUCUACCUAAUAGAGUCUCAAGAAAAAUGUCUUAUCCUGAACACAUGAAAUCAAGCAAGUAUUGCCUUUGUCCAAUGGGCUUUGAAGUUAACAGCCCGAGGAUCGUCGAGGCAAUAUACUACGAAUGUGUGCCGGUGAUCAUUGCUGAUAAUCUUGCCCUCCCAUUUGACGAAGUGCUCGAUUGGAGUGCUUUUUCUUUAAUUGUUGCUGAGAAAGAUAUUCCUAAGCUGAAGGAGAUUUUAUUAAGUAUACCUCUAAGACGUUAUCAGGUCAUGCAAAAUAAUGUCAAGAGGCUGCAGAAGCAUUUCCAUUGGAACUCAAUACCGACUAGAUAUGAUCUUUUCCAUAUGAUUUUGCAUUCCAUUUGGUCUAGCAGGCUCAACCAGUUUCAAGAAUCACAGAUAUCAUAAUCCCUUUUGAUAUGAGUGCUUUCAACUGGCCCAGCUACUCGGGUGAACAGCAACAUGAACCAUAUUUAAGGGUCUCUUUUUUACGGUUAUAGGCCGAAAUUUUAAGAACUGCUGGUGACUAAUUGUCUUCACUUGGGCACUCUUGAAAUGAUAUGAGGUACUUACUGAUAGAUUUUGCCACUUCACUAGAAAGAAUACAAACGAACAUAGCGUUAUUGAUAAACCCAAUUUCUUUUUGAUGGCAUAGGUUUCAUCGAUUGGUUAUUCUCCCCAUUCGUGGCUUUUCCGAUUUCGAUCUCUGCUGCGACUCAGGCAUUACUCAAUAGAGAUGCAAGGCUGACAGGUCCCAAACCAAAUGCACAUGCACACUACAGCAGAAGGGGAAAAGAUAUUUGGAAGUUUAAGACUCUUUCAGGUCUUCAGCAUUUCACAGCUUUUCCCUAUCUUCACAAGUUCUUUCCACUCUCAGUUCAAUUUUCGCGCAGUAUAAACCAGAAGAUGCUCUCAGAAAUGAGUUAUCGUAUGCUGAAUAUGUUCUCAUAUAUGAAGUGGAAGUUCAACAGUUGAUCUUUUGUGUCUAUCACAGUAAUACUGUAGAGAAUAGUCAUCUUGUUGGUAGUUGUAUUAAACACAAUGUCAAAUAUUCAUGUAUACGAGGGAGAGAAUUUCCCAUCUACUUUUCUGAUGUGUAUAUAUGUACAGUGUAUGAAUUAUCAGUAAUUACAAGGACACAUGUGAUUAUUACCACGUUUCUGCCCUAUGUUUAUUGUGUGAGGUGUGCUUCACCUUCCGGGACGCGAUUUCCUUUU